GCCGGUCCCCGAGCCCUGCUGAUGAUGCUGCACGCCCUCUUCGGCGCAGGGUGGGUCCACCACCUGAUGUGGUGCGGUGCUUUUGCCCUGUCCCUGGUUGCGGGCAUGCCGACGCCACUCGGGCCAGCGGAUGGGGUUCUCACGACGCAAUGCGGCAUCACCUUGACGAUCAUUGCGCCGGGACCUUGGCGGGUGCAGUGCCCAUGGAGUACUUGGACGCCCAUCGCCUGGACCUUUGCUCGGUGUAUGGGCUGUUGGUGGCGCGCCGGUUCAAUGGCGUUCAUCCCAGAUGUCACCCACGUGCCGGCCAGCAGUUACCUAACCAUAGGCCCGCCGGCCUGAUGGACGCGGGGCUGCCCUCCCUUGACGGCAUCAUGGAGCUGGAUGUCCCGACUCUCUGGCAUGUCCCUCAUGUUGCUCGGGGUGCGUGGGCACAAUGCUUGGCCAGAGCCGCCAGCGCCGCUGCUGUUUCCAACACAGUGCCAGCUUGGCAAGAACUCCUCAUGCUGCCAAAAGCAGUUCUGGUGGCGCCAAUCCGUGGCGGUGCCCGCCACCAUCAGCAAGCUGCCCUUGCCACGUUGCGCCGCUAUCAGCGAUGGCUGGCUGGUGAAGGAAUGGACUUAUGGAAGCAACUUCGGGCUCGGCCCAUGGCCACUCGCUCAACCGCUAACAGUACCACUGCUACCCAGCACUCUCGAUGCUGUGCUCUGGCGGCUGACGGGGAAUUAUUACGUGCAUGUGCGGCCUUGACUGAGCCCGCCCCACUACCUCCUUCACAGGCCACCUUCGAGCAGCUGUCCGCCCAUCACCCUCAGAGCGCAAUGCCUGACGUCAGUCGGCUUGGCCCUCCCCGGCCAGCUGCGGUGCCAGAAUUCUCGAGUGAAGCUGUCACCCAUGAAGCUUGCAGGAGCCUCGAUGGUCGGUACACGUCUGAUUGGCCUUCUUCUGUGCAGGCGGCGGCCGCGUUUGAUGCUGCCGUCUUUGCUUCCGAUCAUUUCCAUGGAGUUCACCAACCCCGGCAGCAAACCUUGUCGGCGGCCUUGGACAAGGCCCAGCUUGCUCAGCUUCAGGUGUCGGCCGAAGGAGCAUCCGAGCGGGCGCACCUUCAACUUCUUCAACAACCGGGCAUCGGGGCGUGGCUGCUGGCCCGGCCUUCGAAAGCCCUUGGGCUUCACCUGGAUGCUGCCUUUUUUCGCGUGCUUCUCCGCAUGCGGCUCCGUGUUCCCGUUGCAAGCUCUGAUGGCUAUUGCCCCUUGUGCGACGGGAUCGCGGACCGCUUCGGGGAUCAUGCUCGGGCGUGCCCUUGCGGCGGCGAUCGCACGAAGCGCCACAACCGCCUCCGGGCGGUCGUCGCUGGACUCAGCCCUGAGGUCGAGAAACAAGGCUUGUUGCCUCAACGGCCGGAGGAGCGUGGGCUAGUGAAUCUGGCAGACGCUGCGACCCGUCACAGCGACGGCCGGCUGAUGUUUACAUCCCUGCAUGGGGGGCCCAUGGGCCAGCAGCUUUUGAUCUCGCCGCCACGAGUGGCAUGCGAGGCUCAGUGCUUCCCGUCUCCGCUGCUUGUGGUCGGUCUGCUGCCACCAACUACGAAGGGAGAAAGCGAGCCCUCAGAACACGGAGCAGCACUGCCACGGCCAAGGCCUCCAGUUCGUGCUGUUGAGCAGCUGCUUCAAGCCUUGUCUGUGGCCUUGCAGCGAGAAAACGCAAGAGCCGUGCUCCGGCGCUGCUUGCCCCCAGCAGAAGACGCCUCCUGCUUCGCAGAAGGUUUUUCGCAGGCAAGUGACGCGACAGCCCUUUUGCCACGGCAGUUGGGCACUUUGCAUUCCAAUCGCGUUGCCCUGCUGGCAUCGCUGACUUUGCCUGCUUGCGUGGGAAUGAAUCGCAAUGCCUUUGACUUGCCUGCUCAAGUUGAUAGGGGGUGGCAGACCAUGGCGACGCUUGGAUCCGCGGCUUAUUUCCUGCUGAAAGGGGCUGGUGGCGUUUCUCACAAGCUGGUUGGACGAAUAGUGGAGGCUAGCGAAGAUUCUGUUGUGGUGGCAUUAUUGAGUUCAGAAGUCCCAGCUGGCAUCUCCCAAAUUUUGACCGUGCCUGCAGCCAGCUCACAGCCCAGUUUGACUUUCUUGAGGAUAGCCACCAGUGAUUUCUCUUCAGUGACCCCGGCAGGAUGGCCCGCUGCAAGUCACCUUCCCAAACAAGCCAUUUGCUUGGCUGCUUGGCAAGGCCUCGAAGAUCCUUCUUUGGUGAGCAGCGAAGCCGAGAAACCAGUGGCGAAGGUCAAAGGAGUUUCCAAAACAGUGCAAGAAGAUAUGGCCCGGCUUCGCAAGACUCUCACCCCAGACUCCGACGAAGACACAGAAGAGUCCUCAGAGGAUGGCGAAGGGGGUCUCCCUUUUCCCAAGACCAUUGGGUUGCUAGCCCCGGGUGCCAAGGGAGCAAUCACUUCCAAAAUGGGGGUCGAGCCGAAGCCAAAGAAGAAGGAGACGGAUCCUUCCGCCGCCCUCAUGACUAUGAUGGAGCAAGGGUUGGCUCAAGGCCAAAGUCCCGCCGACCUGAUGCCUAUGAUGAUGAUGAGCUUCAUGCUGAACCAGCAGACCCAGCAAGGCCGCAAGGGGCGCAAGUCGUCGGCAAAAAGCAGCGCUUCCACCGACCAUGGUGGUUCCAGCUCCGAGAGCGACAGCGACAGCGAUGCCAUCUCUGGAAAAGGGAUGAAAGCUGUGGUGACACUCCAUCGCCUGCACCGGCGGAUCAAGCGUCGGCCAGGCAGCAUCUGCAAGAAGUUCGAGAAGGAGAUCACCACCGAGUUGGGGAUUGUGCCCGGCCAGCCUUGGACUCUUCGUCAAUGGCUGGCCAAACAGCCCUGGGGGAAGUUCCGUGGAAUCUACAGGUGCGCAAUCCAGGAUGCCAUUGCCUACGAAUAUCUACGCAACGGUCAGCACGAAGUGGCGGCUGCUCAGCUAGCUCAGAACAUGAAGUCGAAGAUCCAAAGUGUGCUGCAAGGUGGGGACUGGAGUGCGGCCUGGCUUCUGACAGGCAUAGCCGACCCACUCACGAAGAAGGAGUGGGGAGGAACGCAGGAGGAGAUGGCCGUAGUCAGCGAGUAUGUCAACGCCUUGGCCAAGCUGAAGAAGAAAGUGAAAGAAGCCAAGGAUGCCAGCCAGGCCGAGGAGGGAGAUUAG
This is a messenger RNA of Cladocopium goreaui, 3176 nucleotides long. Lineage: Eukaryota; Dinophyceae; Suessiales; Symbiodiniaceae. The record is from the annotation of a GenBank genome assembly.